GGUACUAUGAUGCUAUAAAUUCUGGCGUGGUCGUCGCGAUGCGGCAGUCACCCAACGUCAGCGAUUUCAGAGACACUCCGUUUCGCGGAAGGAAGACAAACUCAACCCAGUGACUAAUGGCUCGUACCAAGCAGACCGCUCGUAAAUCCACCGGAGGAAAGGCUCCCAGGAAGCAGCUGGCCACAAAGGCUGCCAGGAAGAGCGCGCCAUCCACCGGUGGAGUCAAAAAGCCCCACAGAUAUAGGCCUGGCACUGUUGCCCUGCGUGAGAUCCGUCGGUACCAGAAGUCCACCGAGCUGCUCAUCAGGAAGCUUCCUUUCCAGCGUCUGGUCAGGGAGAUUGCACAGGAUUUCAAGACGGACCUGCGAUUCCAGAGCGCGGCCAUUGGAGCCCUGCAGGAGGCCAGCGAGGCUUACUUGGUUGGUCUGUUUGAAGACACCAACCUGUGCGCCAUCCACGCCAAGAGGGUGACUAUCAUGCCCAAGGACAUCCAACUGGCCAGGCGAAUCAGGGGGGAGCGUGCCUAAUGUAUUUUUAAAAUUGUUUUUUUGGCGGGGGGGGGUGACUGGUUUUGUAAAUUGUGAACUGUUAUCAGACUGUGCAGCUCCCAAUGUGUCAUGUUUUUCUCUUUUUUUUUUUUUAAACUUUCACUCUGUCAUUCACAAUAGUAGUGCUUCAUACUCAUGAUACUUUAGAAUCCUACUCUGUAAACUCAUUUCUCUCUGCUUUUUUUUUUUUUUUUCUGUAAUCCUGUGUGUGCAUGCCAUGGGGUUUUCUUCCUGUAAAUAAACUUUCCACUACCUCAA
Molecule: messenger RNA, 806 nt
Organism: Hippocampus comes (tiger tail seahorse)
Lineage: Eukaryota; Metazoa; Chordata; Actinopteri; Syngnathiformes; Syngnathidae
Gene: h3f3d
Product: H3 histone, family 3D
Exons: 4
Coding region: 117-527 (136 amino acids)
Cellular component (GO): nucleosome
Molecular function (GO): structural constituent of chromatin; protein heterodimerization activity; DNA binding
Source: RefSeq, a predicted model, not a curated record